Molecule: messenger RNA, 1650 nt
Organism: Lytechinus pictus (painted urchin)
Lineage: Eukaryota; Metazoa; Echinodermata; Echinoidea; Temnopleuroida; Toxopneustidae
Exons: 1
Coding region: 1-1650 (549 amino acids)
Biological process (GO): DNA integration
Molecular function (GO): nucleic acid binding
Source: RefSeq, a predicted model, not a curated record
AUGGCCUCUGCACAGUUAGCCAGGUGGCACAUGAUCCUUUCAGCCUACGACUAUGACAUCAUACACAAGGAAGGCAAACAGCACCAGAAUGCAGACGCCCUUUCACGCCUACCCUUGGCAGUUGAUCAAACAGUGUGGUCGCAUCAGAGUCUUGCAGAGCUGGAUGAACAGCCUCCAGUUCAAAUCAACAUGCUGGAUAUUGACACAAGGCCAGUUGAAGCCGAUGAAGUCAGAAGAAUCACCAAAAGGGAUCCUGUUCUCGCAAGAGUAACAGCCUAUGUGAUGAAUGGAUGGCCAAACCCCAAGAACGUUCCACCAGAGCUCAAAGCCUUUGCGCAGAAGAAGGAGGAACUCUCGAUUGAGGAUGACAUCAUAUUAUGGGGGCAUAGAGUGGUCAUUCCAGACAACAAGCAGAUGAGACAAAGGAUCCUUGAUGAACUUCAUGGGACUCAUCCAGGCAUAGUCAAGAUGAAAGCACUUGCACGAUCCUUUGUAUGGUGGCCAGGCAUCGACAAAAUGUUGGAAGAGAAGGUGAAGACCUGUACAACUUGUCAGGAGCACCAGCGAAGCCCAUCACCUGCCCCUAUCCACCCAUGGGAGUUCCCAGAACGUCCCUGGAGUAGGAUCCACAUCGAUUACGCCUACAUCGAUAACCAGAACGUGCUGAUUGUUGUUGACGCAUACACCAAGUGGAUUGAAGCUAUUAGAGUAGCACACGCCACUGCAGCUGCUACAGUCACUGCCAUGCGACGCCUUUUUGCAACGUAUGGUAUUCCAGAAACAGUCGUAAGUGACAACGGCACCCAGUUUGUCUCUGAAGACUUUUCGAACUUCCUGUUCAACAACAAUGUAGAACAUGUGCAAACAGCCCCAAAACACCCUUCCAGCAAUGGCCUUGCGGAAAGGGCUGUGCAAACCUUGAAAAGUGGAGUGAAGAAAACCAGUGGAACAUCAUUGGAGAUGCGCAUCCAAGUAUUCCUGAUGACCUAUCGGAUAACUCCACAAGGAACUACCAUGAAAACACCAAGUGAACUAAUGUUCAAAAGGAGGAUCAGAAGUAGAAUGGAUCAUGUCCGUCCGAACCUGCACAAGUCGGUUCAGAAGCAGCAAUCUGCAAUGAAACAGGCGGCAGACAAGCGCUCAAAGAUGAGACAGUUCAAGUUGAAUGAUACUGUUCUGGUGAAGAACUUUGCAGCCGGACCAACUUGGCUCAGAGGAAUAGUAACCGAAACACUCAAUGAAGUCAUGUACGUGAUAGAGUUACAGGAUGGUAGAGAGGUACGCCGCCAUGUGGAUCACAUUAGACUUUACACUCUAUCGCAUGGAAAUGAUCAUGACAAGGAAGAAAUGCCUGAUCAGAACACCAAUCUACAACCAGAGAUUCUGAUUCAACAGACGCAGUAUCCAAGCCAGACAACAGAAAAUCCCAAUAUGGCACCUAGUACUAGCGAAUCCUUAAUUUCAAACACUGAACAGAGUAUCGCUGAUACUACAGCCAUGUCACAGCAGGUCCAAACAGAGUCACUAAGUGAUUCUGAUGGAGCUGUCAUGCCAAACAUGCCAAAUUCUAAAGUCAUGUCAGAAAGACGAAUGUCCAACCGGAAGUCAAAGACACCCUCAAAGUUAAGAGAUUUCAUUGUAUAUCAUUAA